AUGGACGUUCGGGUCCUGUUGCGAGUCAAGGUGCUGUCGCGAGCCACUUUCCGGCAGGCGGUGGGGGUCAGUAGCGUCCGGGAGGAGCUGGCGGACCACAACAGUCGACGGCCGCUGCACGGACAGUGGCCGGGUUGUGAUGUUUCGGCUACGGCGAGGUGGGGCAUAGGCAAGCUGUAUGUCCACGGGUUGCCGGAUCGCGAGCUUUGUUCACCGAUGAAUCAGCGGAAUUUUCUGCAGCCGCAGCAUAUGAUGGCCCUCCAAUUUUCGAUAAAGAGCUGGAGAUUCUUGAGGAGUUCUUAUAGCUCGGCUCUGAACCGAAGCUCCUUUAACUCGACUCAAAUCGAUAAACAAUCUUAA
Molecule: messenger RNA, 360 nt
Organism: Striga asiatica
Lineage: Eukaryota; Viridiplantae; Streptophyta; Magnoliopsida; Lamiales; Orobanchaceae
Source: the annotation of a GenBank genome assembly